Nymphaea colorata (pocket water lily) is the source of this 1825-nucleotide messenger RNA. RefSeq names its product probable pectate lyase 4. Gene Ontology annotation, molecular function: pectate lyase activity. The record is from RefSeq and is a predicted model, not a curated record. Bases 389 to 1579 code for a protein of 396 amino acids. NCBI's taxonomy places the organism in Eukaryota, Viridiplantae, Streptophyta, Magnoliopsida, Nymphaeales, Nymphaeaceae. The transcript is spliced from 5 exons.
AAUCAAAUACCAAAAUUGUAUGUGGAGUUCAAUUAGAAUUUCAACCCCUUCAGAUUCCGGUCAGUGCUCCGAUUUGAGCGACCCCACUUUCUGCGUCCCCAGAUAAGGGUCUUUCCACUUUUCCGGCGACCAGCGGUGACAGGUCAAGUUCCAGAGCAUCUUCUGAAACUUUCCGUCUUUUUAGCAAUGGAAUUGCGCUUUAUCCUCUCUCUCUCUCUCUCUCUCUCUCUCUCUCUCUCUCUAGCAUUAGCUGGUUGGUGAGAACUAUCAACUGACUCUGAAACUAGUUGCCCAACAAUAUUUCUGUUGAGGGCCUAAAUUUGCUCCUGACAAAGCCAUCACCAUCGGCAAAAGCAGCCGUCGGCUUGUAAUUUCGGAAGGUAAAUAGAUGGGCACGGUCCAUGGUCGCCCCUCAGGCUCCCGACCUCCUCGUCAGUCUCGACCGGCCAAAUUUAGCGCUCCGGUUGCGCCUAACGGAGGUUCCCCGACGCCCGCAGCUGAACCUGGAUUUCACAACCACCGGCCGGACCACCACCACCACCAUCAUCAAGAUCACCGUCCAGGACCAGGCAUGACUCUACCUUAUUCUCAAGUGGAUGCGUCCCUGAGGGCGCUCGCUGGUCAGGCUGAGGGUUUCGGCCGCUUCGCCGUCGGCGGGCUCCAUGGAGCUGUCUACCAUGUCACCUCCCUCGCGGAUGAUGGAUGUGGCUCACUUCGUGAGGCAUGCCGAAGAAAGGAACCACUAUGGAUUGUGUUCGAAAUUUCUGGCAUAAUUAACCUUUCAUCCUACUUGAGAGUGUCAUCCUAUAAAACUAUUGAUGGCCGUGGCCAGAGGAUAAAACUAACGGGCAAGGGUUUGCAACUAAAAGAAUGUGAACAUAUCAUCGUUUGCAAUCUGGAAUUUGAAGGUGGAAGAGGGCCAGAUGUUGAUGGUAUUCAGAUAAAGCCGAAUUCAAGGCAUAUAUGGAUAGAUCGUUGUAGUUUAUGUGACUAUGAUGAUGGAUUAAUUGAUAUCACACGGGCAAGCACAGAUAUUACGAUAUCAAGAUGUCAUUUUUUUCGACAUGAUAAAACUAUGCUUAUUGGAGCAGAUCCCAGUCAUGCUUUUGAUAGGUGUAUCCGGGUGACGAUUCACCAUUGCUUUUUUGAUGGGACUCGUCAAAGACAUCCUCGUGUUCGAUUUGGAAAAGUUCAUUUAUAUAAUAACUACACUAGAAACUGGGGCAUAUAUGCAGUAUGUGCUAGCGUAGAGUCACAGAUUCUUUCUCAGUGCAAUAUUUAUGAAGGAGGACAGAAGAAGCUGGCUUUUAGAUAUAUGACAGAAAAGGCAGUAGACAAGGAUGUGGCACAAUCUGGCUGCAUAAUAUCUGAAGGGGAUCUGUUCCUGUCGGGUGCUGAACCUGGUCUCCAAGCAACUAUGGACGAGUCAUCUUUCUUCAAAGCCAGUGACAUGUACCCACCAUGCACAAUUGAAGCACCCACUGAUGCAUUAAAAGAGGUCCUCAAAUUGUGUGCAGGAUGGCAAGCUGUCGUGCGUCCAGAAGAUACUGCUGUGCAGGACUUUGCAGCCCAAUAUUAAAUGUGCAUCCAUUGCGUUUUCAAUAUGAAAAUCUGUGAUCCGUCCAUGCUUACAACGACUGUUAUUGCAUUUUGAUAUGUACAUUCUGAAUAAUUUUGUUAUAUAUCACAGACGUUGUAUACUGAUCCAACCUAAGAGCAUCUUUCUGAGUAUAUGUAUCUUUUUAUAUGGUGUACUUAGGAUUUGGUUUUUGUGGUUAUAAUUUUCCUAAAGUCAGCUAAACAAGGUAUUCUUGACCUUACCAUA